AUGCCUAUCGCGGCAGCGCAGCUGACUGGCACGGGCGUUUCUGUGGUGCUCAAUGAUAUCCACUACUUUAUAUCUCCAUUCACUACUCAAACCAUCUCGGUGCAAUCGACGGCUCUUUCCGGCGUAAACAGCAUAUAUGGAUAUGCGCCAGUCACCGUGGUCCAAGACGCUGUCGAUGAGGCAUCACUUCCUGAACUUUUUGCAAAUUGGACCUCGACGGACGAUGUUUUCCAGGAUGGCUUCUCUCCAUCAGUCUUUCUCGGCGGUAAAGCUGAGGCGACAAAUGGCAUUGCCGGAUCUCAAAUACUCCCGCUUGACUCUCAAAAUGUUCCUUCCGGGCCAUACUUCUUGGAGAUAGCUACAGGCGCCCUUCAUCAAGCCUACCGCCUUUACGAUGACUUCUCAGGAGCCUUUACGGAAUCGCUCAUACAAGCACCAGAUGGAACAUUCCAGGCUCUGUCGGCCCGCGUCGCCUCAUCAGCUACCAUCACAAUUGGCGUCCCUUCACGACUGUACUACACCAAAACGGCCGAAAAGCCACUGGCCGGAGUACGUGUCGGCGUCAAAGACAUCUACAAGCUCGCCGGCGUGAAGUCUUCACUCGGAAACCGAGCAUGGUAUGAUCUCUACCCAGCAAGCAACAGCACCGGGACAGCAGUCCAACGCCUCAUCGACGCCGGCGCGCAAAUCGUCGGGCUACAGAAAGCCAGCCAGUUCGCAAACGGGGAGAGGGCGACAGCGGACUGGGUCGACUACCACUCGCCAUUCAACCCACGUGGCGACGGAUACCAGGAUUCUUCGUCCUCGUCCGCCGGUGCUGGGUCGAGCAUAGCCAGCUACGAUUGGUUGGACCUGGCUCUGGGUACGGACACGGGCGGCAGCAUUCGGGAUCCUGCUGGUGUGUCAGGUGUCUUUGGCAAUCGGCCCUCUCAUGGGCUGGUGCCCUUGGACCAUGUAAUGUCCUUAUCGACACGGCUCGACACAGCGGGGUUCGUGACAAGGGACCCGUAUCUAUGGGAUGAAGCUCAAAAAGUGCUGUACGGGGAAAACUAUACUUCUUUAGUCGGCAAUGAGGCCGUCAAGUACCCAAGCAAGAUUUAUACGAUGGAGUUCUUCGAUGCCAACUCGAGUGACGGUGACGCAAUUCUGGUGGACUUUGCCGAGAGGCUGGCUCGUUUCGUCGGAGGCACUGUCACAGCACUUGACCUCGAGGCGGCGUGGAAUGAGUCUGUUCCCGCAGAGGCACAAGGCCAGGGUGUGAUGGAGUACAUGAACACCACGUACCCAAUUCUGAUCGGACAAGAGCAAGUAGAGCUUGUGCGAGACCCGUUCUACGCAGACUAUGCCGCUGCGCAUGACAACCGCUUCCCAUUCGUGAACCCAGUCCCCUUGUCCCGCUGGGAUUGGGCAGAGGAACAGGGCGCCGACGCCCUCAGCAAGGCCAUCGAGAGCAAGUCAGUCUUUCAGGAGUGGUUCAACUCCAAGAUCCUUCCAGCCUCGAAUGACUCCGCCCACUGCUCUUCUGGUAUCCUCAUCUACCCCCGCACUUGGGCAUCUCGAGGCACUCGAGACCAGUAUCUGACAGGGUCUUCGUUGCCAUUGGGGCUCGGUACCAGUAGGCUGAGCCCUUUCAGCGGGGCACCCGACAGUAUUUUUACCUUGGGCGAGGUCAGCGAGUUCAGUGGUAUCACGCAACACCAGGAGUUGUUUCCUGUCUCCGUUGACGUGAUGGUUGCAAAAGGAUGCGAUGGCCUCUUAGUCAGGUUGGCACAGGACCUCGUCAAGGAGGGGAUCUUACCUCUACCCAAGGUCGGUUCAUCGAUCAAGGGCGGUGACGCGCAGUCGAAGAGGGCAGUGACUCGACAGAGGCGACAAAAAGUGUCCAAGACAACAGCUGUGGACUGGAGCCAGCGUUUGGCAGCACUCGGCCCUCAGUAG
This is a messenger RNA of Diaporthe batatas, 1938 nucleotides long. RefSeq lists its product as uncharacterized. The coding region runs from base 1 to 1938 and encodes 645 amino acids. The record is from RefSeq and is a predicted model, not a curated record. The transcript has 3 exons. NCBI's taxonomy places the organism in Eukaryota, Fungi, Ascomycota, Sordariomycetes, Diaporthales, Diaporthaceae.